Messenger RNA from Sinocyclocheilus anshuiensis, 1074 nucleotides. Its product is annotated as janus kinase and microtubule-interacting protein 1-like. Gene Ontology annotation, molecular function: kinase binding; microtubule binding; GABA receptor binding. The record is from RefSeq and is a predicted model, not a curated record. The annotation marks the transcript as partial. NCBI's taxonomy places the organism in Eukaryota, Metazoa, Chordata, Actinopteri, Cypriniformes, Cyprinidae. The transcript has 6 exons.
AUGGCACAUGUGAGUGUUCAGAUCCGUAUGUUCACUUUGGAUGCUGAACUCACAGACCGACCCUUUCUGUUUCCAGCAGGAGAAGAGGAAGAUGCCAGUGACGGUGUGGUCGAUUUCCAGUGUUACAAAAGGUUUAGAGUGAGAUUUGACUGUGGAAGUGUGGAUUUGACUGGAAGUGUGCGAAAGACUGAGCAGCACAAGCACUCGGUCGCUCUCACUGAACUCCGCGUCAAGCUCCAUGAGGAGAAGCAGCGAGAGGUGGCGGCCACACGAGAGAGCCUGUCUCGGCAACACGAGACCGAGCUGGCCCGGGCGGCACGACUCCGCGAGACAGAACUGUCCCGGCUUCAGGCGCUGGUGUGUAUUUUACGGGACGGAGCCAGCAGCGAGCUACGUAAUGCCCUGAAGGAGGAGGCACGAGAGGAGGCCCGCAGGAGCUAUGAGGCAGAGAAACUCAGGCUCACGCAGGAGCUGCAGGAGGCGAAGACGUUGCGGCGGCAGGCAGAGGAGGUGCUGUCCAAUGCUGUGCAGGCCGACAGAGCCAAAGCUGCUGAUCUCAGGGUGGCCCAUCAAGCUCAUCAGGAAGAGAUUCAGAGAAUCAAACGCGAGAGCGAGAGAGAAAUCCGGAGACUGAUGGACGAGUUGAAGAGCAGAGAUCGUGUGGUGCAGUCACUGGAAAAAGAGCUGGUUGUGCAGUCGGGACAGACACAGCGUCUACUGCUGCAGAAGGAGGAAUCAGAGCGGCAUUAUGGGAGUCCGAAGAGAGAGGUGGCGCCAUUCCUCGGGGAAAACACAGACUCUGUCAAUAACCAGGACGCGGAUGAGAGGGAUGUACGGAGGUUUCAGCUGAAGAUCGCUGAGCUGCAGGCAAUCAUCAGGAAACUAGAGGACAGAAACACCCUGCUGUCAGAUGAGAGAAAUGAACUGCUGAAACGUGUGCGAGAAACAGAUGCAGAGAUAAAGCCUCUUAUGGAGAAGAAUAAACGGCUGAAUAAAAAGAAUGAAGAGCUGCUGCAGACUCUACAGCGCAUGGAGGACAAACUGAAGACACUCAGUAGAGAGAACGCAGAACAG